UGGGAGACCGGGAACUCUCGUGUGUUGCCAUGGAGGUCAAGAAACAGUGAGUUUUCAUCCUCGAAUAGUCCUACAUGUUCUCAAUUUCUUCGCAUGCUCUCCUUCUUCCUCUCAUAAACGUUCUACUGUCUUCCUCCUCGGCGCGUUGUCCAGCUCUGGGGCCUCCCGCCGCCUGCCGUUGUCUUGCUUUCGUCUCCUCUGUCUUCAUUUGCUUCCUGCCCUUUGCAUCGUGCUCUCAACCGUCUCCCUCACAUUCACUCUUUUUCGCUCUUUCUUCUUCGCUCUUCUUUCUCCCUCGCUUCUUUCUCCCUCGCUUCUUGGUGCGAUUUCCAUCUUCGCAAGCCGUCUCCUCAUAUGCCGCUCUGAACAGCGAGGCCCGCAGUCAGGCCUUCCGUUUUUUCUCCUGGAUCUCUCGAGGUUUUCAUGAAAUCGUUUUUGUGCUCUUCCUCCUCCUGGAUGCUCUUCGCCACGGAAACACCCGUCUCAAGUCGAGUGUACGUACACCUCGAAGGAGCUUGUCGAUCGCAGGCGGUUCUCCUGCUCCCUGCUUACGUUCCCGUCGAGACUUUUUUUCUCACCUCUUAAAAAAUACGUCUGUGUAGUCGCACCUGAAAGGAGUUCUCCAGCAAAUUGUGCAGCGUCGAGUCGUUUUUUCGAAACCGCAAAUGCGUUGGCAAAGACGCGCGCCACCCCAAAGAGUCGCAAACAGACCUCUUGCGACGGGUGGGUGAUGUACAACAGGAGACCUCCUUGCGGCCAGCUUCAACUCUCGCUUCCCCGCGCCUCAGAGAUCGUCGAACGGCGCAAAGGAGGAGAGUUCUGCCGCCGUACCUAGGAGACAGAAGAAGACUUCCCGCGUCGAGUGUACGGACAGGACAAGCGGGUGUUUCAAGCCUUUCCAGAGUCGAGAACGGCGGCAUAGGAGCUCGAGUCCGCGUCUCCCCUUCUCUGCCAUCUCCUGAAACGUCCUUCUUCGGGUCUCCUUCCGCCUUUUCUCUUUCCACUUCUUCUCGGGUCGCUCCUUCGCCGUGGUGUUUUCGUUCGCGCUUCUUUGUCCUGUCCGUGUUUCCAGCACAGACAGAGAAGCGGCGAGACGAGGCUCGUGUCUCUGCGACUCGGGCGCCUCGCACAGACGCCGCGAAAACGCGAAACAGAAAGGAAGAGACCCCGCCGUCGCUCACGCAGGAGCCGCCGAGACGGCGCGCCUCGAAGAAAGGCGUUUCGCGUAUAUCGGGAACACAGACGGCUCAAAGAUGAUCUCGACAGCCUCCGUAUACCCUGGCGUCUUCAAGCACUGCAUCUUAACUCCGACAAAGAAGAUGCUUUUUCUCCUCUCGCUUGUUUCUCUCGUCUUGCUCUUGGGUUCCGAUUCGCUGCUGCCUCCCGCAAAUGCUCUCAAGCGUCCCGCCUCUCACGCUAUUCUUUCUCCGCUGCUCUCCCGAGGCGCCACCCAGUCCUCUCACGCUCCUCUCGUGUUGACAGAUCUGCUUCACUCUUCGCCUAGACAAGUUCUUCGGACUCUCCAGACCUUUCUUCGUCCCUCCGUGUCUUCUCGCCUCUCUCGGACCGAAGGAACUUCAGUGGAGAGCCUCGAGCAGGCGACGAAGAAGGUCGCAGCUCGAGGCGCGGAAGACGAGACAGUGCAGCAGCGGGAAGCGAAGGUCGGUGAGGAGGGAGAGAAGGAGACCGCUGAGCUCCGAAUAGAGAGGGCGCUCUCGCCGUUCUUCUCGCCGAUGGUUGUCGGAGUAUUUUGCGACGCUCAUCCGGAGAAGGACGCAACCGUUUCAGAACUUCUUGGGAGGCCGCGACAGGGUCGAGACAAGGAGAGUUCCGCCGACGCAGAGGAGACGUCUCAAGACGCAGAAAGACUUGGCCGCGAACGAGAAGAAAGUGUCGUCGUCGCCUCUCUCGAACAUCUGCCGGCUUCCUCUCCCACCGUCCUUUUUCGUCUCAACUACGCUGACACUGCCUUCGCCUCUGGACGACCAUCUCGGAAAAGAGGAGAAGAAGAGAAAGGAGGUUUCCCCCGCGAAGAGGAGACUGAGAGAGACGUCGUUCUCGCGGCUCUCGCGAGAGACCGAACGGCGGCGGAAGCAAGUAGUUGGGCGCGGCUCCUCGGACGGGUGGGGACGAUGGCAGUUCUGCCUCUCUUCUCUGGAGAACUGCGCUGCGACUCCGUUUUCGCGAUGCGGGAAAGGCGGACUGUGGAGGAUUUCUGCGAGACAACGGCACAGAAAGAAGGGGAGUCUAUGUGUGGAGUAAGAGACACGCGGGAGCUGUAUGUACAGCUCCCAGAGGAGGUGUCAGUGAUGUUGAAAGGUCUCGGGCGCGGCCUCGAAGAGAGAAGAGGAAGGCGAGAAGAGGCGGCUGGAGAGUCGUUUCGUCUUGUUGUUAUCUUGAUGGACGCGCCUGACGAGCGAUGGACACCGCUGGUGACUCGGGCGGUGACGCGGGCGGUUGAAGAAGCAGUUGCAGUUCGCGAGACGAAAGAGGAGACGAGGAAACGAGAAACGCAGACCGAAGGCGAGAAAGCCCACGCAGAUGCUCCGUCUGCUGCUUCGCCUCUUCUCUCUGCUGUAGUUCUCUCCCUCCCUCCUGCCUCCCGCGCCUCCACUCCUGCGUCUGGGCGUUUCUUGGCUGCGGAGAAGGAGCUGCGUUCUCUUCUUGAAGAGACGCGACGGAAGCAUGAGCAGACAGUGAGGGCGCGCCAGGAGCGACUGGCGACGCUCGUGGAGAGAGAAGCAAAGAGGAUCGAAGAGGAGCAGGGGAAGGCGGCAGAGCAAGUCGGCGGCAAGAACGCGAAGGAGCGAGCAGCUCACGGAGAAGACAGAGUCUCCGCGAACGACGGAGAGAGACAGGAGAACGAGAGCCGGGACGACCCAAGGCCCCACAAACGGGCGGAAGAGCGGACAAGCUUCAGGGAUCAGAUCUACGACACACUGCCCGACGCGAUUGUCAAGAGACUGUUUCCAUUCUCGAGCGCUGCUGACGCAGAGCGGGAAGACCGCGACGCAGCGAGGCUGGUCUUGCCUCAAGAGCUUCAGUUUUCCUCGCUCGUGGCGCCCGAGGUGCUCUGCUGGGCAGUGCAGCAGAAGCUCCUCACUCAAGCGAUGCCGAUUCUCCAAAAGUGGAGAAAGCGCGUGGAACUCGACGGAAAGCUCAUUUCGCACUUCGGACAGGAGAGCUCGGAGAUCCUCCAGACGCUCCUGCCCCUGUUCGACGCCGCGACCCUGGCCGCCGUGCAAACGCCAGCGCGACAACUCGCCCGGCGCGAGCUUCAGACGUUGCUUCAAGACGAGCUUCGUCAUCUCUAUCUCCAGCAGUUGAUGCUGCUCGAGCGUCGGAGUCGGACGAAGCUGCGCGCCUCUCUGCUCACCGCCCUCAAGGCCUUCCCUUCUCCGCGCGAGGCGGUCCGAGCGCUCUGGCGGCGAGAGGACGAGGAGGCUGAGGAAGCCGAGGCGGCGCGCAGACGCAUGCGGCAAGCCGCAGAAGCGCUUUUGUCGGAUUUGGCGCGGGAAGCCGCGUCGCUGCUCCCGCCUCGCCUCUCCAAGAUCGAAAACUCUUCACAAGAACUCUCGUUCCGUCAUUCGCCGGCGGAUCGGGGAGCCUGGCAGCUGCCUGCUGUCGGAAGCCUUGCAGAGAGAGCCAAGAGGACAAUUUGCUCUGUCUCUCAGCGCGUCUUCUCCUCAUUCCAAGAACGAAAAAAAUCGCUAACCCAACAACUCGCGGGUGUCCCCUGGGUGCGUGCGAGACUGCAGCGCUCUCUCGUCACCCUCUCUCGAGACUCAGUGCCAUCCCAGAUUUCUUCUCCCUCUUCUCUUGCCUCCGCUCCUUCCUCUUCUUCUGCUGAUGGGGAGUCUGGUGGGAGAGAUGAAGAGAAGGAUGUCGACGCAAGUAACGACCAGGGCGGUCUGGAGAGAGGCGACGACUCUUACGAAGAAAGAGUUGCGAACGAGGUCGGGAGGCGUCUGAGGGAGGCCGCCAGUGCGGCCUUUGAGGAAGAACUGGCGCAACUGCACGCGACGCUCAUGGGGAAACUUACGGCGUCUCUCCGCCAGCUGACAGAGGAAUUCGUUGCGAGCCCACUGGCAGAGAAAAUCCGAAUUCAGUCGCGUCUCUUCGGCGGCGUUUCUCUGCGGGAGGUUCUCCGCUUCUCCGUUCGCCCCAGCCUCUCUCUGACGGCGAUGCUUCGCCGCCGAGGCGAAGGAAAUUUCCAAGGCUUCCUCGCCUGGAACGGGGGCUCGCUGAAUAUGAUUUUAGGAUUCGCAAACGACGCGCCCGUUGUGCAGCCUGACGGCAAAGUUGCGCCGGCUUUCCGCAUACAGCCGAAAGUUCACUUCGACGUGACUCGCGCUUCGAGGUGAAGAAGAAGAGAUCUUCAGUCCAGACGAAGGCGACCGUCUGCUCUUUUUCUCGACAUGUCAGUGUCCUUGUCUGCUCUCUUGUAUCUCCGUAAAGCUGCAGCAACCUUCUGGGCAACUCAAAAACUUGCAUCGUCGCCGAAGUUUGCAAAACGCUGUCGCGGCUAAGCUAAAGCCUAGACCCC
Molecule: messenger RNA, 4546 nt
Organism: Toxoplasma gondii ME49
Lineage: Eukaryota; Apicomplexa; Conoidasida; Eucoccidiorida; Sarcocystidae
Exons: 13
Coding region: 1254-4364 (1036 amino acids)
Source: RefSeq, a predicted model, not a curated record